AUGACGACGAUUGAACGACGAUUGACCAAGAAUAUUCCGUCUUUUGAUAGCCGCACGUCCGAAGAGAACGACCCGAGCUUUACUACUGAAGAUGAGGAAGUAGACGAGACGUUUGUGGCGCUACAAAAGAUGCUCAAGACACUCAAUCGCUCCAAUCGCACCCGCCAUAACAGUUCUAAUAGUAGCAAUGGUAGUUUUCUAAGCAAUAGCAGCAACACUCAGGUGAUACCGGCUAAUGACAGCACCAAUCAACAGCGUAUGACGCGCGAGGAAAUGCUAGAAAGCAGACGACAGGAACGGGAUCGGUUUCGUCGCUCCCUCUUUGCCACGAACAACAAGAAUAAUGUUCAUAACUCGCGUCGUCGACGCACUUGUCCGGGGUACUACUGCUCCGAAGAGGAGGAGGAAGACGAAGCUCCGGAGCCUUCUGUUGAAAGCACCAUUUCGAACAGGUUCAUGAAUGGAUCGUUUUCGAAUCUGAAUGUGCACAUUAUCUCACGCAGUCGGUGGACAACGGAGGACCGUGUUAUGGAGCGCCUUCCUAUUGUGAUGCUGUCUAAGGAUGGCAAGGUUUCUAUUCCUACAGACAACAAGAAGAUUAAUGUGGUACAAACAGACGAAUACAUUGACUUGCGUGACAAGUUGAUCGAGAACCUGCCACCGGGAGCAGCCUCUAUGCAUUACCUCACACCGCCACGAUCUACGUGGUACAUGCAGAUGCACGACUUUGAGGAGCUUAAAUGGUAA
This is a messenger RNA of Peronospora farinosa, 747 nucleotides long. The record is from the annotation of a GenBank genome assembly. NCBI's taxonomy places the organism in Eukaryota, Oomycota, Peronosporomycetes, Peronosporales, Peronosporaceae.